Scleropages formosus (Asian bonytongue) is the source of this 4818-nucleotide messenger RNA. Its product is annotated as terminal nucleotidyltransferase 4A-like. The transcript has 12 exons. Bases 304 to 2328 code for a protein of 674 amino acids. The record is from RefSeq and is a predicted model, not a curated record. Lineage: Eukaryota; Metazoa; Chordata; Actinopteri; Osteoglossiformes; Osteoglossidae. Gene Ontology annotation, molecular function: mRNA binding; poly(A) RNA polymerase activity. Gene Ontology annotation, cellular component: nucleolus; TRAMP complex. Gene Ontology annotation, biological process: RNA 3'-end processing; polyadenylation-dependent ncRNA catabolic process.
CCGCCAUUGAAGGACCCGAACUACGAGGGGUCAGAUUCGCAGCGACGGUCCGCGGGCGUUCGUACGUCUGUCUCCCUUCCACUUUACUAAAAUACAACUUUUUGUACUCAAACGGUUCAUCUCCCCCCCUUCUUCUUAUUUAUACGUUAUUUUAAAACUGCUUAUCAUAUUCGGAUUCGAACUGGUUUGAUGAGGAAAGCAGACAGCAGCGCACGGCACGGCAGCUGAACAGGCGGAUCGGGCUACAAACCGAGCCGCGCUCCGGGGGGGGGCGGUGGGGGGGGCUUCGGGCAACGCCGUUUGAUGGAUCCGAGGAUCGCCUGGUUCCAGCCAGAACAACUCGGACCCGCCAACAGCCUCUGGGUGCACAUCUGGGAAACAACGCAGAGUCUGGGCACUCUCUACUUGGGCAGCAACUGCGGCGCUAGUCAGAGUCCCAAAGCAGCGAGCGGCGACGGGGGAGCGGAGAGCGGGAGCGGAGCACCGGCCGCGGCGGGCAGCACCGGCCACAUUGGGAGCUGGGGGAACCGGGCCGACCGGGGAAUGUCGAACUCCAGGGACGACGUCGCGGAGCAGCGGGACUAUAUACCUCUGGAGAGUAAUAACAACCAACGAGACUGUGCGCCGGCGGGGAGGGGCACGGGCGGCGGGGCGGCGAGCGCCGGUGGGCUCGCGGGGGGCUCCUCCAGGGGGGACUCGGACACCGCGCAUCGCAGCAAACGGCGGCGGGAGAACAAGGCGAGCACGUUCGGCUUCAACACGAGCAGCCUUCUGCUCUGCCCGGGAUCGGCCGAGGACGCGCUCGCCGGAUACACGGGCACGCCGUGGAAAAGCAGGAACUACUCGGAGGGGGUCAUGGGGCUGCAUGAGGAGAUCAUCGACUUCUACGAGUACAUGUCCCCACGCCCGGAGGAGGAGCGAAUGAGGAUGGAGGUGGUGGAGCGCAUCGAAAGGGUCAUCAAGGACCUAUGGCCCUUCGCAGAUGUUCAGAUAUUUGGGAGCUUUACUACUGGAUUAUAUUUACCAACAAGUGACAUUGAUUUGGUGGUGUUCGGAAAGUGGGACAAUUUACCCCUGUGGACUUUGGAGGAGGCCCUGCGGAAGAGGCAUGUGGCCGAAGAGAACUCAAUCAAGGUGUUGGACAAGGCCACGGUACCAAUCAUCAAGCUGACAGAUUCAUAUACUGAGGUCAAGGUGGACAUUAGUUUCAACGUACAGAACGGUGUGAAAGCUGCUCAGCUCAUCAAGGAGUUCAAAAAGAAAUACCCUGUGCUUCCUCAUUUGGUAUUGGUGCUGAAGCAAUUCCUGCUGCAAAGGGAUCUAAAUGAAGUGUUUACCGGGGGGAUCGGAUCCUACAGCCUCUUCCUCAUGGCUGUCAGCUUCCUGCAGCUGCACUACAGGGUUGAUGCAUGCAGCCCCAAUGCAAACAUGGGCGUCCUUCUCAUCGAGUUUUUUGAGCUCUAUGGCCGGCACUUCAACUACCUGAAGACAGGCAUCCGGAUUAAGGAUGGCGGCAGCUAUGUGGCCAAAGAUGAGGUCCAGAGGAGCAUGCUGGAUGGCUACAGGCCCUCCAUGCUCUACAUCGAGGACCCCCUGCAGCCAGACAAUGAUGUUGGCCGAAGUUCCUAUGGUGCCAUGCAGGUGAAGCAAGCCUUCGACUAUGCCUAUGUUGUACUGAGCCAUGCCGUUUCGCCCAUUGCCAAGUACUACCCCAACAAUGAGGGCGAGAGUAUAUUGGGAAGAAUAAUACGGGUCACUCAAGAAGUGGUAGAAUACAGAGACUGGAUCACAAAGCAGUGGGGGAGCCAGUCAAAGAAUGAGCCGCUUUGUAACGGAAAUGAUGUAACACUACUGGUGGAGCCACAGCGGCUGGACAAGUGCAACAACAAUGUGUCCAAGGAGACGGCAGCACCUCCCGCGGCAUCCUGCUGCAAGCGCUCAUCCAACUCCUCCUCUCCACCCCACUCCUCACCCUCGUCAUCCUGCUCACCCUCCUCAACAGCCUCCAGCUCCAGUGAUGCUGAUUCUGAUGGAACCCCCUGUAAGACAGCGAAGCAGCCAGCAGGACGGAGCCCCGGCUUGCCCAAUGAAAUAUUAGGAGCUGUGACCACACACAGAGCACAAGGCCACUCAUCUAGCAGCCCAGCUGGCAGCGUCACCAAGGGAAAGACGAGCAGCAGACAGCCGCGCCCCCCCGCAAAAUGUGUUGCAGGGCAGCAGAGCACAGGGCUGUCAAACGCAGUGCCCAGUAACAAGGUCCACCAUCAGGGAGAGCGCAAGAAGAGGAAAUCCCAGCGGGAAGCUGUACACAGUGACCUGUGCAGAUAGGGGAACCACUGGCUGUUUGAGACUGUAUCUCAGUUCUGCUCUUGGAGCCUUUUCCUACAGGACUGUUUGUAUUAUUGUUGUUGUUCUUAUUACUUUUUUUGUUGAGUGAUACACAGCUUUUUAUAAGUGAAAUGGACAAAAAAAAAAAAAAAUCAAUGUGUGAAUUUCUGGGCUUGAACAGAGAUGAAGGAUCUUUUUGUUUUUGUAAAACACACACUGCCCUUCACCAGACUCCUUGUUUCCCAACAAAUCUCUGUGCCUCCCUGGCUCUGCAUUUUUGUGAGAGGAGCGGGGUGCCUGUGCUAGGAUGCAGUGAUUCUGGAACAAUCCCUGGAGACUUGAGCCCCAGUAAUCAACUGGAAACAUGAUUAAAUACAGUUUACAAAAAAAGGGUUAGAAAAAAAUUAAAAUACUGAAAACCAAACAAAAAAAAAAAAAUGCAAUUUCAGUUACGCUUGAGGGUUAAGAUUUUUCAGUCCAUGGACAUUUUUGUACUGCAGAAUUCUACUGAUGUUUUUGUAUACAAAGGAUAUCAAGCAAAAUGGGGAGUAACACAAUUACAGAAAAGUGGGUUUGUAUGACAUGUUAAAGAUGUGUACAUUUUUGCCAGGAGCUGAUAAGCACCCAAAUACCAACCAUCAGGCUCUCCUAUAAGAUUCUGAAAAUAAUAUGCAAUGCUAAGACAAAAGAUACAUAAAUGAGAAAGCCCAACAGAGCAAAAAACAGAUGUUUUUGUUUGAUUGCAAUACUGUACAGGUACUUCAGAGUCUGACAGUAGAGAUGGUGGUAGAAAAAUGGGAAAAAAAACUUAUUUCCCCUGUGUUUUACCAGUUAUGGAAUAAGUAUUUAUUUUUAUUAUAAAUAUGCACAUGUAUAUGAAAAUUCAGUAAUACUCAAAUCUUGUUGACUGAACUUUGACUCAAAGCUCGGUUUCAGGAACUGUAAUCUGUCAAUGUCAAGGAAACACUGCCUGCAUCAGUGUUUUUAGUCUUUUUUUUUUUUUUUUUUUGGUUCUCUAGUAUAUCGAAGUUUUACAUGAGUGACCAAUCUGCUUUUUUUUUUUUUUUUUUUUUUGCUGUUUGGAUUUUAUCCAGUAUCUGUGUAAUCAUUCAUCCACGAGUUUGGACUUCUGAUUAUAUGACCAAUAGGUGGCGCAAUAGGAGAAAAAAUCUGGUACGUUUAGCACAAUACAUUCAAGUAUUUAACAGGACUUAAACUGGUCUGCCUGAAUUGUAGUUGUCACACAUGUUUAAACACAUGCAAUAAAAUCUAAACCGACUAAAUAACUGGUAAAUGUAUUUUUUAAACAUUUAUGCUUAAAUAUUUCUGUAAGAAACAUGCAGAUGUUUAAAUUACAAUAAAGUUCUCAAAAGACGCUUAGAUCAACCUAACGUACUGAGCGAUGCUGCGGCAAGUCUGAAGACAAACACAGUUGCCUUCUUUAUGCGGAAAGUAGUUUGAGACCCUUUUUUGGUAUUAGGUGAAGUUGCUUUUGUUCUUUACGUCGGAAGGAACCUGUAAAUAGGCCCGUCAUAUCUGAAUGGUAGGCAAACACAGUAAGCAUUAGUGUAGAUGAUAUCAUGCCAUUAAUUGGGAUCUGCAGCAUGUUUAAGUGUCUUGACUGUUGGUGGUGGUGGUGGCGGCCUGGUUUAACAAUGCCACUCCACCACUUCUGACUCUGAGUACAAAGAUAUGCAUAAUCCUCGGCAAUGCUCAAUUUCUCUCAAUGUUCGCAACACAAUUUCUUAGUCGAUUAUAUUAUCAGCCCAUACUCAAAAAAGGCAAUGCCACCUGCUUGCAAAGACCUGAGCAGCUCAGUUUUCUGAUGUUGAGACUGACGGUCUUCAUUCCUCGUUCCUUUGUCGCAUUCAGACAAAUAAGUAUAAAGUAGUGUAUUGUGGAUCAGAGUGUAGAAUUUUCAAAUCAGAAUUUUACAUCUACUUUGUCUUUCCUUUGCUAUGAAUGUAUGUAAGUGGUCAUUUAUAACGAUGUUUUUUACCUGCUGAUUUUACUGCUGUAUGACUACCCCCCCCCCCCCCCUUACUGAUAUUGUGAACAACAUGAGAUAUUUCUCCAGCCAUUAUGAUGAGAGGGCCGAGCUCCCCUUUGUUAAAGGCAGUGGCUAUCACGUGUUACUGACUUCUGGGCACCCAAAUAUUUCACGCUGUUCCAUAAACUCGCACGCUGUGGUGCGGAUGCAAACCUGUUGUGUCUUGGGUUUCAACAAGAGGCGUUGCAAGCGAAGCGUGCUUCCUGCGUGUGCGGGGCCUCGGUGGGGCCCUGGCGGAACACACACAGCCACGUCUCAGCCUUCCUACUACUGCACCUGAUGCUGAGCUCAGUGUUUGAGAUCCUCCUAGUGAAAAGUCCUCCACCUUUUAACACUGAUUUGAUAGGUUUGUUUUUCUAGAAAGAGAAGAAAAGAUAUUUAUUUUAAUGUAAGCAGCUGAGCUGUGCUCUUUUUUAAAUGUUGAGAUUUUAACUUGCUGU